AUGAAGAUUCCUGAGAUGCAGGUUAUAGACACAGAAUAUGGUGAGGAGGAGAUGAAUGUCUAUGCCAACACAGAAGAUAUGAACACUUAUGAUGACUGUAUGAUGUCUGGAACAGAAAACUUUGACACCAAGAGAAAACACACAGAUGGAUGGAUUUACUAUCAGUCCAGUUUGUACAUCAAUUCAUCUGAGUGGAAGAACUGGACUGAGAGCAGAAGAUACUGUAGAGGGAAAGGAGCAGAUCUGAUCAUCAUUAACAACUAUGAUGAACAAGAUUUUAUUACGAAGAAUUAUGGUGAGGGCGGACACUGGAUUGGUUUGCCUGACAGUGAUGAUAUGGUCAGAUGGGAGUCGGGUAAUGACAGCCCACUGAACUCUACCAUCAUUGACAAGAAAAUUGGCAAUCUGAACAUUCCUGAGAUGCAGGUAAUAGACAAAGAAGAUGGUAAGGAGGAGAUGAAUGUCUAUGAAAAAUUAAACAUAGAAGAAUUAAACACUUACGAUGUCUGUAUGAUGUCCGGAACAGAAAACUCUGACACCAAGAGAAAACAAACAUCUCAACACACAGGAAGUGAGAAUGUGAGGAUGAGAAGUUACAGAUCAGUUACAGUGUGUUUGGUGCUGCUGUGUGUUCUUCUACUGACUGCAGUCAUAGUGCUGUGUGUCCUCAUCAAUACAAACAAUCAACAGUUUAACAUCAAGAACAAAAACAUCACUGAAGAGAGAGACCAGCUACUAACCAAAUAUACCAACAUCACAGAAGAGAGAGACCAGCUACUAACUAAAUAUACCAACAUCACAGAGAAGAGAGACCAGCUACUAACCAAAUAUACCAACAUCACAAAAGAGAGAGACCAGCUACUAACUAAAUAUACCAACAUCAAAGAAGAGAGAGACCAACAAAGAGACCAGUUAACUCAGUAUAUAAAUGUACUGAUGAAAAUUCUAAAAGCAGAAAGAUGGAUGGAAUAUCAGUCUAGUUUGUACUUCAUUUCAUCUGAGAAGAAGAGCUGGUAUGAGAGCAGAGGUUACUGUAGAAAGAGAGGAGCAGAUCUGAUCAUCAUUAACAACAAAGAGGAACAAGGUUUAAUUAAGAAGAUAUCUGGUACGACAAGAUUCUGGAUUGGUUUGUCUGACAGUUAUAAGGAGGGCACUUGGAAAUGGGUUGAUGGCAGCACACUGACCACUAAAUUCUGGGGGUCUGGAGAACCCAACAGCUACAGCAGUGAUGAAGACUGUGUUGAGACUGGUUCAUCAGACUGGAAUGAUCAGUCAUGUAAUAGUAAUCGAAACUGGAUUUGUGAGAUAAAAAAAUAAAAAUAGUUGCUCAAUGUGAAAAAAAUUCAGUAAAUGGUAACCACCCAAGAAAUGUUUACGCAUAAACACCAGGACCUU
Messenger RNA from Misgurnus anguillicaudatus (oriental weatherfish), 1395 nucleotides. The record is from RefSeq and is a predicted model, not a curated record. Lineage: Eukaryota; Metazoa; Chordata; Actinopteri; Cypriniformes; Cobitidae.